UCAAUCGUCUUUUCCCUCGCAAUCGAUCCUUUGUGCUCCCCAGCAACUACUCUUGCUUUCAAGGUUGAGCACUUCUUUCACUUCAUUGCAUUCACCAUCAUCAGUCUCGAACAAGAUCGAUAGCAAGAAUAGGUGAGAAGUCAUGCUCAGCAAUACCACCAACGGUUUGGAAGAUUCUGUCAACGGCCAGAAGAAUGUCUACACCAACACUGAAGCUUCAACAUCAGACGAACGAAUCAUUACUCCACCUGUAAGAGCAAAUCGCGGAAGAAAGCAUAGUCUGAUCACAAACGAUCCGAAGAAUGCAUUACCGCAAUUAACCUUUCUCGUCAUGGCAGACAAUGACAAUGCAAACGAAGGUUCAAGUUCAGAAGCAAGUACACAUUGUGAUUCACCAAUCACAACCUUUCAAGCUUCACCUCUUUUCAGCUUUCAUUCCGUUGAAGAAGAAGGUGAACAUUCCGUUCAAUCAUCUUCAAUGCAUCACACAUUGGAAGAUUUGGAUUCUUCGGUAAGCUCGUUAAAUUCGCUUUCACGUUCAAGUACAGGUUCAGAACAAAGUGUUUCUUCGGAAUGCUUUUCUUUGAAUUGCAGCACCACCACUUCUUCUUCAUCCAGCACAUCACUGGCCAUACUUUCGAAACAAAAGUAUGAUUGUGAAGCUGCAUGGAAAUUACGAAGCGCUUUACGCGAUGACGCAAGCAAGAUCUUUCAAGCAACAUGGCAAGAAGCUGAAAGGCAAAAGCCAAUCUUGAAAAAGUUGGCAGGAUCACUCAAAUCAAUGUUAGUGUGAUUGUAACGCAAAGCAAGUUCCUCACUCAAUCAAAACAAGGAGCAGGAUCUUUUCUCUCUCAAAUAUUAUUUCUCUUAUCUGUCUAUAUGGUUUCGCAUUCUUCCUGUCCCCGUGUCCUUCCGCUUGGUAACAUUGUCACCGUCCGGGCUGGACCCAAGUUUAGCUUUUUGAAAGUCAAGGCAUACU
This is a messenger RNA of Meira miltonrushii, 979 nucleotides long. RefSeq lists its product as uncharacterized. NCBI's taxonomy places the organism in Eukaryota, Fungi, Basidiomycota, Exobasidiomycetes, Exobasidiales, Brachybasidiaceae. The coding region runs from base 143 to 793 and encodes 216 amino acids. The record is from RefSeq and is a predicted model, not a curated record. The transcript has a single exon.